Messenger RNA from Triplophysa dalaica, 8238 nucleotides. RefSeq names its product collagen, type IV, alpha 3 (gene col4a3). Gene Ontology annotation, cellular component: collagen trimer. The transcript is spliced from 52 exons. Bases 125 to 5140 code for a protein of 1671 amino acids. The record is from RefSeq and is a predicted model, not a curated record. NCBI's taxonomy places the organism in Eukaryota, Metazoa, Chordata, Actinopteri, Cypriniformes, Nemacheilidae. Gene Ontology annotation, molecular function: extracellular matrix structural constituent.
UUCCUCUGGGUUACUGUACCCAAAGCGUCAUGUUUGCAUUGUUUUGCGCUUUAUUCCUGAGAUGGUAGCGGAUUUGGAGAGUUUUAGUGCGGGAUAAAGUUUGACUGAUGUGACUGCGGGUUGAAUGACUGUUAGAGUGCGCAGGUCCAAUAUCAAUAUGAAAAUGGAUUCUUGCUCAAUAUUGCGAACGACACUUGUUGGAUUGUUGCUGCUUGGACUUCUUAGACCAGCAAUGACUGAUGGGGGCUGUUCUUGCAGCGGGAAAUCCCGGUGUGACUGUCAUGGAAUUAAAGGCGAUGCGGGUGCAUCUGGUUUUCCUGGGUUGGAAGGUGUACAAGGAGUUAUAGGGCAUCGAGGAAAAGAAGGCCCUCCUGGAAUCCCUGGUCCAAUAGGAAAUAUGGGAUUUCCAGGCCCACCCGGAAUAAAAGGUUCUAGGGGAAUUCCAGGGGAUGCAGGAUACGUUGGCUCACCAGGCCUUCCUGGGCUCCCUGGGAAAGAGGGGCCAAGGGGGCCUCCGGGUCUCCCAGGAUGCAAUGGCACAAAGGGUGAGUCUGGUUCCCCAGGCAUGGCUGGGUUGAAGGGGUGUCCUGGUCAACAGGGAAAACCUGGCAUCCAAGGACCUAAGGGAGAUACGUUAUAUUUCCCAGCCUCUCAGCAAGUGAAGGGACUUUGUGGGUCUCCAGGCAAAGAAGGAGGGAAAGGUAAGCCUGGGACACUGGGAUUACUGGGACCAGUUGGACCAGAAGGCCCUAUAGGUUCACCAGGAAUACAGGGGAUUGCAGGGUUGCAGGGAGAGAAGGGUAUUGAGGGACGAAGCAUUGGAAAACCUGGGCCCAGAGGUCAGAAGGGGGACAGGGGUCUGCCUGGCAUACCAGGAGACAAAGGUGUCAAGUUAUUUGCAUCGGGAUCAAAGGAGCCUAAGGGUGACCAGGGUGAUCCUGGAGACCCUGGCUGCCUUGGACAAUGUGGUCCUCCUGGCCCUCCUGGUCCUGAGGGGGAGAAAGGGGAAACAGGGGAUCCCGGCUGCCUGGGUAAAAAUGGUUUGGAUGGACUAGAGGGCAAGGUCGGCCGACCGGGUGUGCGUGGAGAUCCUGGAAAUCAAGGAGAUAUUGGGAUAGCUGGGGAAACGGGUUUGAAGGGUGACAUCGGUCCCACUGGUCUCCCUGGAGAGUUUAUUGUAGUAAAUGGGAAUGUUAAAGGUCCAAAAGGUUUUCUCGGGCCAACAGGACGUCAUGGCCUCAGAGGAAGUGAAGGUUUCCUUGGCUUUCCAGGAAAUCCAGGACCACCAGGGACUGCUAAACCUGGACCUCAAGGACAUCCAGGUCCUCCAGGGUUAAGGGGUGUAAAGGGGGAACAAGGAGAACCCGCACCUUACGUCAGUGGACCUAAAGGAUAUGAUGGACCACCAGGAGAACGGGGACCCCUCGGUGACCCUGGACUUCCGGGAACCAAAAAUGUCAUUGCCAAUUUGGGACAAGGAGGGCUUCAGGGUGAGAAAGGCCUUAAAGGCCCUGAGGGUUUCCAUGGAGAUCCUGGAGAACCAGGUAAGAGAGGAGAUCUGUGCAUGGUGUGUGCCAUCAGUGAUGCUGACCCUGGACCUCCUGGACCACGUGGAGAUUCUGGUCAACCUGGACACCCUGGUGUUGUUGGGAAUCAAGGUUUUAAAGGAUCUCAGGGCGAUCAAGGCCCUGAGGGUCAAUCUGGUCCUCAAGGUUCAUUAGGUCCUCAAGGCUUACCAGGGCCCCCAGGAUCCAAUGGAGACAUGGGGUCAGUAAUUGAGACUGGGGAGAAGGGCCAGAAAGGAAACUCUGGUGCAGCAGGACCAUCUGGGAUACAUGGAAGAGAUGGCACACCUGGAAACCCUGGCUAUAAAGGCCCACCAGGAGCCAAAGGAAACCUGGGGCCUCCAGGACCGAAAGGAAACCGUGGAGACCCAGGACUUGAUGGUGGACCUGGUAUCGCAGGUCCAACAGGCAUCCAGGGACCUGUGGCUGUGGGCCAACCUGGCCCAUCUGGAGAAAAAGGAAGUUUGGGAGUCGUGGGCCAACCGGGAAAUCCAGGAGAACGAGGUGAGAAAGGAUCUCCAGGAUUGGUACAGUCAACACCUGGAGACCCGGGAAUGCCUGGACGCCGUGGUACACCUGGUCUACUAGGAUCUCAAGGUAAUACUGGUGACAACGGAUUUCAAGGAUUCCCUGGACUAGCCGGGCUAAAAGGAGUGAAAGGGCUGUCAUUACCGGGAGCUUGUGGACCUACUGGCCCAAAAGGUGAUAAGGGUAUGAAAGGGAGUUCAGGUCCACCUUGUUUAGGAUACACAGGCCGACCUGGCCCACCAGGACUCCCAGGGCUGCCAGGCACAAAGGGUGAUACAGCAUUCGGCAGUCCAGGGCCCAUGGGUCGGCAGGGGCUGCCAGGAGAAGAAGGGACCCUUGGGGAUCCAGGAUACUGUGGCAGUCCUGGACCACGUGGAUGUCCAGGUCAAAAUGGAAGGGAUGGGCCACCAGGAGAACAUGGUGCCCAGGGGUUUGAUGGCUUGCCUGGAGUGGAAGGUCUUCCAGGAUGCUGUACUGCGGGGUACAAAGGUGAUGAAGGCCCCUUAGGACUGUUAGGAGAAGAUGGACACACAGGGCUGAAGGGUCCUAAGGGGCCACAGGGUGAAACUGGACAACCUGGGCAAGGUUUACCUGGUCCGACAGGUGAGGUUGGGAUACCUGGGAGAAAUGGAGAGACAGGUUUUAUUGGUAGCCAGGGACAGAAAGGUUUCAAAGGUCGAGAUGGCUUACCAGGUGUCCCAGGUCAACGGGGACUUCAGGGGAGUCCUGGAAGCUCUGGGCCAUGCGGACCAGAUGGAAAUCCUGGACUUCCUGGACCCCCUGGAUCUAAAGGUUUAAUUGGAAGUAAUGGAGUGCCAGGUAAUAUAGGAAAACAUGGAACACCAGGAGACCGUGGUGCUGUUGGUCCAAAAGGAGAGCCGACAAGCAUGGUGUCUCCAGGGGAUCCUGGUGACUCUGGCUUACCAGGUACUCUUGGUCUCCCUGGUUCUAAAGGCGACUUGGGAAUCGCAGGCAACUAUGGAGCAAGUGGAAAGAAUGGACUUCAGGGUGAUCCUGGUCCACCAGGUCCUCCUGGUGACCCUGGCAGAAAGGGGCUUCCUGGAAAUCUGGGUAUUGAUGGCAGCUGUGGGAAUCCAGGGAUUACUGGGUUUCCGGGCUUGAAAGGUAGCAAGGGUUCGCCAGGUGGUCGUGGGGAGGCUGGGACUCCUGGUUGUCCUGGAUCUGAUGGACCAAAGGGGAUCAAAGGUGAACCCAGCCAGCCUGGGUUCGGGCUUCCAGGAGAACCUGGUGAGCAGGGUGAGCCGGGUGGUCCAGGGAAUAAAGGUGGAAAGGGUGACAAGGGUAUAUUUGGGAAUACUGGUCUCCGAGGUUUACCGGGGCGUCCUGGGGAAAAAGGCGAAAGUGGAGUUUCAGGAGAUUCAGGACCUCCUGGACCUCCUGGUGAUAAUGGUUUAGAUGGUCUUCCGGGUGCACCUGGAUAUCGAGGGCCUUCUGGUUCACCAGGUGUUCCUGGUCCGUGUGGGGAUCCUGGAGCUCCAGGACCCCGUGGAGAUCAAGGAAGGGAUGGUAUUCCUGGGCCAGUUGGAACAAAAGGAGAUAGAGGCCCCACUGUCAAUGGGAAUCCUGGGCCACCUGGUUACAUGGGUGAGAAAGGUAAUAAAGGGGAUCCCGGACCUCAAGGAUUAUGUGGGUCACCAGGACCCUGUGGGCCGGUUGGAGAUCUUGGUCCCCCUGGUCUGCCUGGAGAUCCGGGGCACCGUGGAUGUAAAGGUUUAGCUGGAAUCUGCAUUCCUGGUCCAAAAGGGGAUAGAGGACCAAUGGGACCACCUGGUCGAUACGGUUUCAAGGGAACACGUGGGCCCCCCGGUCCACCUGGUCCAGGAAUGAAGGGAGAUAAAGGGGUCUUUGGGCCACUGGGCCACAGAGGACUGCCUGGGUGCAUUGGUGAGCGGGGGUUUCUUGGAACACCAGGUAGAGAUGGACGUCCUGGCUAUAGGGGUGUGAAAGGAGAAAUGGGGCCUUUGGGUUGCAUGGGGCCACAUGGUCAACAAGGAAAUUGUGGACCAACUGGCCCUCCUGGGUCAAAAGGUUGUAGAGGAUCUCCUGGAUCUAAAGGUCCUAAAGGUUGUGAUGUGGUGCCUGAGGUCAUCCGAAUUCCAGGAGACCCUGGUUUAUCUGGCCUAGUCGGUGAGAAAGGAACACAAGGAAUAGUUGGACCUCAAGGAUUACAUGGUCCUCCGGGAACACAAGGGAGUAGGGGAGACACAGGCCUGGUUGGUUUUCCUGGACGGCCUGGAAACCCUGGCCCGAGGGGAGACUUUGGUCCACCAGGACAGGAAGGUGCUCCUGGGUUGUCUGGCGAAGUGGGACGCAAAGGUGCGGUUGGUCCCCAGGGACCAAUGGCAAACGUCAUAAACGAUGGGUUUCUUUUUACCAAACAUAGUCAGAAAAUUAAUGUACCACCCUGCCCCAAUGGAUCGAGACACCUGUAUGAUGGAUAUUCUCUUCUCUUCAUCCACGGCAAUAACCGUGGACACGGGCAAGAUUUAGGAACGCUAGGAAGCUGUAUGCAGAGGUUUUCAACAAUGCCUUUCGUGGUGUGUAAUCCUGACAACACCUGCCGCUAUGCCUCUCGAAAUGAUUAUUCAUAUUGGCUGUCUACAGACAAACCGAUAUCCAGCGACGAACCGUUUAUCUCUGGUGACAUACUGGAAGAGUACAUAAGCAGAUGUGCAGUAUGUGAAGCACCAGCUAAUGUUAUAGCAGUUCACAGCCAGACCACUGAAAUCCCACAAUGCCCUGAGGGAUGGCUGUCUCUGUGGAUAGGUUACUCCUUUGUAAUGGAAACAGGCGCAGGUGCAGAAGGUUCCGGGCAGUCGCUGGUCUCUCCAGGUUCGUGUCUGGAAGAGUUUCGGAGGAUUCCCUUUAUCGAGUGUCAUGGUCGUGGCACCUGUAACUUCUACCCGGAUUCUUACAGCUACUGGCUGGCGUCGCUUGACCCCGACAAUAUGUUCAGUGUACCGGUCCGUCAGACAACGCCACAACCAAACAUCAUCAGCCGUUGUCGGGUCUGUCUGAAGCUGUAACCCUGAGGUCAGAGGACAUGACCUUUAGAAGCAAACUAUUUUGUCUCUGGCCAAUGACAUAAACCAUCAACUAGGACAGUAUUUUCAUGAUGUAUGUAAAGUCACUUGGGUUUUGUAAAGCAGAACUAUUUAUUAUAAAGACAGUAUAGAUUUAGAGGACCAGUUCAGUGUUGAUAGAGAAAGACAUUUGAAGAUUUCUUCAGUGGCUCCUCCCUUGUCUCUCAAGCACUUAAAGAUGUGGCGUUUAUUCAAAAGUUUGCCGAGGUUCAUUUAAGUUCAUCCAGUUUUGCCAUUGAGACUACAUACUAAACUAUUUUGAAGAGGUUUUGUACUCUGCGGUGUGAAUGAUCUUUCAUUUGGUUAUAAAUAACCACAGUGUGAUUUGUGUAGACUGUAGGAAUAGCAAUAGAUUGCAGAAUCUACGUCUACAGAAACACUCCGAUGAAAAUAAUGAAUAAUGAAUUCAGCAUUCAAACAUUGACCAGUGAAUAGUUUAGCACUUUGAUUUUAGGUUGCUCAUAUUGAGUAAACACUGUAUAUUUAAUUCAAUAGUUUCAAAUUCAUUUAGAAAUUUAGAAAAGCUACGGUGAAAUAGUUGACCAAACUGCUAUAAAUAUUUUGUUAAUAUUCUUCAUCGAUCAUGAAAAACGAACACACUAUCUGUAAUGUCUUCUUGAUUAACAAUCUAUAAAUAUAGAUGUUCCAUAGUGUUACUAAUUUUAAAAACAAACAGUAACAAAUUACUUGUCGGAUUCUCAAUAUCCUGUCAUUGAUUAUUGAAAUAAUAAUCCUGAACUGAAAUUCAAUAGAUUCCCGCUGAAGACUCAUUGAAAGACUACUAUUAGAAAAGAUCAAUGUGAGCACAGCCUGAUUAUUUAGGGUAUACAUUUAGCAACAUUGUUUUCUACCUGUUUAAGUGUAGAAAUAUCCAAAUGUUGUAUUUCCUACAUGUAAUGCUUAUAGUGUAGAUCUACAUGUAGCUGUAGAGAUAUUUUUGAGAAUACGUUACUGGUGCAAGCUCAUUCGGAGUUAAAGGGACAGUUCACUUUAAAAUUAAAAUUCCGUCCUCAUCAACUCCCCCUCAAUUAGUUCAAAAUCUGUAUAAAUUUCUUUGUUCUGCUGGACACAAAGAAAGAUAUUUGAAAGAAUGUCCGAAACCAAACAGAUUUCAUCCUCCAUUUGCUCACAAAGAUGGGAAAAUAAAUACAAAGGGAGUCAUGGUGUUGAGAUCUGUUUGGUUACAUUUUUCCAAAUAUCUUCCUUUGUCUUAUACAGAUUUGGAACAACUUGAGGGUGCGUAAAUGAUGACAGAAUUGUCAUUUGGGUGAACUGUCCCUUUUUAUAGAAAACUUUUUUGAAAAGCAUGUUUGACUAAAGAAAAUGGGCCUACAGUAUGUGUGUUCUAUAGUAUAUUUAUGUUUUCAGGAAACACUAGUCGUAUUUCAAUCAGGAACUUUACCUUUUUUUAAAAGGCUGAUAAUGGUGAUAUUAGCCAUUUCAUUUCAAUUUCUCUUUUAUGCUUCUUGUGACAUAAUAUACAACAACCAUUAGGAGUGAAUAUCUAUUUGACAAAAACUGCCGUCUAUCUGCUGUGUUAAACAUCUUUGAUGAUCUCGGGUGUAGGUACAUUUCAUGUUUCUAUGACUGUAGUCAACAUUAAGAAGCAGGAUUGAUAGGAAGUAAAAAUGUAAUACAAUGUUUCUUACAAGUGACACUUAAACACAAAACAUGGCACUGACAUUUAUAACUUCAUCUUUAUGACUUAAGUGUGUAUAUUGGGGAACCUGUGCCAUUUGUAUUUAAAAUACUGUAGUGUUUUUUUUAAAUAAAGUCAAAUUUGUUUGUAGUUUAAUGUAAAUAUGGAAUUUUCUGUAGAAGAACAUAUUUAAUGCUGUAUCAUUAAGUCUCUGUAGCUACUUAGUUUUUUGUUUUUGUUGUGUAGUGCAAUUGCACUAAUUCAAUACAUAUUUUGGAUAAGAUAUGUACUGUGUGUAACCUAUACUUAAGAUGAAAAUAUGUUUUUUCAGCCUAUGAUAAGAAAUUACAUCAGGGACAUUUCAAGUCAAACGUUUUAUGUAAUUCUAAAACCCUUGUAACACGUUCAAGAUUUGUUUUUCAAAUUUAUUAUACUUUAUUUAAAGGGAUACUUCACACAAAGAAGAACAUUCUGUCAUCAUUUACUCACCUUCGAGUUGAUCCAAAUCUGUAUAAAUUAUGGCCCCCCAUUUACUACCAUAGUGGGAAAAAUACAAUGGUAGUCAAAAGUUCCCCAGAACUGUUUGCUGUCCUAAAUUCAUCAAAACGUCUUAUUUUGUUUAAAAAAGAAACUCCUACUAUGAAGGUCAAUGGGGGACAAAAUCUGUUUGAUUAUAAGCAUUUUUCCAAUUAUCAAAUUUGACACAGAUAUGGAACAACUGGAUGGUGAGUAAAUGAUGACCAAUUUUUAUGGUGAAGCAUCCCUUUAAUAUUAUCUGAAAAUACUGACCACAAGAUGUCAGAAUAGAGUCUUUUCAAAAGACCCAGUUCUGAAGUUUCUUAAAAAUUAUUUUUUUGUAAAGAAUUGUAGAGUCAACAUUGUCAAAAAGACAUUACUUUAAAUUGAAACUGACAUUUAAAGUGGCACAAAAUCAAAUCUGUUAAUGCUCAGAGAUAUUUUAACUCCCUCUUUUAACCACAGUGUCAAAAGUAAGUACUUGCUAGAAAUAUGUUAUAGAAUUUAAACACUUUUUUUAUGUAUAUAAGGAACAAUUUUUGUAUAUAUUGUAAUGACCUAGUGUGAGAAUUUGGGUUUUGCCUGUGUCCCACAUAUUAUGUGAAAUGUAUUGCAAUGAUUAUAUAUACAAAUUAUGUCUAAUCUUACUUGAGUUUAAGUGCUGACCAAGCUAACAGAAUGUUCAGAACAUCGUGCUGCCUUUUGGUAAUAAUAUUAAUGUACUUCUUAGAAAAUCUUAGAAUAAGGAACUAGCUCACGUGAAUAAUAUCAAUAUAGGUCUGGUAUGUUUCCAUGACAUAGCUUUCAAUUUCAUAUUUACUUCCUCAUUUAUGAUUAUAAGAAUUGGACAUAAAUUCAAUAAACUUUGAUCUCAGAUUGAACUGCA